This is a messenger RNA of Chrysochloris asiatica (Cape golden mole), 429 nucleotides long. RefSeq names its product lymphocyte antigen 6 complex, locus G6D (gene LY6G6D). The transcript is spliced from 3 exons. Bases 1 to 429 code for a protein of 142 amino acids. Gene Ontology annotation, molecular function: acetylcholine receptor inhibitor activity. Gene Ontology annotation, biological process: acetylcholine receptor signaling pathway. Gene Ontology annotation, cellular component: external side of plasma membrane. The record is from RefSeq and is a predicted model, not a curated record. Lineage: Eukaryota; Metazoa; Chordata; Mammalia; Afrosoricida; Chrysochloridae.
AUGAACCCCCAACUAGUAGGGAUCCUGCUGGGCACCCUGCUGGAGACGGCCUUGGGAACCCGGAUGCGGUGCUUUGACUGCAGAAACCCUGGAAGCUCCUGCAAAGGCACCGUGACCACCUGUGGCGAGGGCGAACGCUGCGGCUUCCUUGACCGCCGACCCCAUUUAGAAUCGGGGCAGAUGAAACGUUCUGGAAACCCCUCAGUGACCGUGAUCCAUCAUCAUCCAGCCUGCGUGGCAGCCCAUCAUUGCAAUCAAGUGGAGACAGAGCUGGUGGGAGACGUGACUUACACAACCCACAGGGACUGCUGCUUCGGAGACCUAUGCAACAGCUCUGUGACAAUCAAAGCAGUCCCGGCAUCCAUCCUGGCUGUAACAGCCACUGCUCUAGCCUGGCUCUUGCCAGGGCUAUGGCGAGGGCAGUGGUAG